AAUCAAAUUAAAGUUUUAAACACAAACGGCCUUAAGAAAUAUCAUCUAAUUAAAACAGAAAACUCAACUUACACAGAGAUAAACAUCGAGAAACGAGAAAUGGGUAAAGAAGAUACACUCACACCACCGUUUUUUACCAAAUUCAGCAACCUCACCACCAUAUAAAUACCUAUUUUUGAAUCCAGGAAGGCCUCUUUGAAUUUUGGAUCUCUUUUUCCUUCACGAGAUAUCCAUGGCGUUGAGAUCCUCUGGUAGAAAGCUGUCCUUCGAGAUUCUAAAUGGAAGUAGCUCCAUUGAAGAAGACCAGUUUUUGUUUUACCGAUCAAAUUCUGAUCCGAUCGAGAAAGUCUCCACGAGUCGGAAAAAGAAGAAACACAAGAAAAAGAAGCCACCUCUUGAAUCUUACUCCAUAAUUCGUGAAGAUCCGAUCACCGAAACGAGUUUCACCGAUUCUAAUUCCGUUCAAAAUGUUACCCGAAAUGGAAACGUGGAGAACGGGAACGUGUUUUUGGAAAACGGAAGCAGUAGUUUUAUUGCAUAUGGAGGUGGAGGGAGUUUGUCCUGUACUGUGAGUGAUGUUACAGAGGUUGCGGAGUGUCACAGUCUGUAUAACAACUGUGGUGGAGAGUUGAGGCAGAGGAAUGUGAGUAAUGGCGCCGGAGGAGGAGUAGGAGGAGGAGAAGAAGAAGAGAUGCUAUCGUAUUCGCGGGUUCAAGAGAAGGAGAUGGAGGAAAACGGAGUGGAGGUAAGUUCCGUGGACAAGCAAUGGAGGAGUGAGCCUAAUGGGAGUGCUAUUCCUACUGCGAAGUUGGAACCUGCCGAAUCAUUGGAUUGGAACCGGCUCAUGGCGGAGGAUCCUAAUUAUCUCUUUUCAGUUGAGACUUCGCCAGUGAAGUACUUUACCGGUGAAAUGUAUAAAGGAAAUUCAUUAAGGAGCACAACAACUCUUGGCAGUGAAAAAGAAAGGGAGAGAGUGUAUGAUACUAUCUUUCGCUUGCCAUGGAGAUGUGAACUGCUCAUAGAUGUCGGCUUCUUUGUAUGCUUGGAUUCAUUUCUAUCACUGUUAACUAUAAUGCCAACAAGGAUUCUGAUUACCCUUUGGAGAAUAAUAAAUACAAGGCAGUUCAAGAAGCCUUCUGCAGCAGAGCUCUCUGAUGUUGGCUGCUUUCUCGUGUUGGUUUCAGGUGUUGCUCUCUUGGAGCGCACAGACAUCAGCUUAAUAUAUCACAUGAUUCGAGGUCAAGGAACAAUCAAACUCUACGUGGUUUACAAUGUUUUGGAGAUAUUUGACAAAUUAUGCCAAAGUUUUGGUGGAGAUGUGUUGGAGACUCUGUUCAACUCUGCUGAAGGGCUUGCUAGUUGUUCAGAUGAAGACUCAAAAUUCUGGAUUUGGAGAUUUAUCUGUGAUCAGGCUUUAGCUAUUGCUUUUUCAAUUCUUCAUUCUUUCAUUUUAUUAGCUCAGGCAAUCACUUUAUCAACUUGUAUUGUUGCACAUAAUAAUGCCUUGCUGGCUUUGCUGGUAUCCAAUAACUUUGCUGAGAUAAAAAGCAGUGUCUUUAAACGCUUCAGCAAGGAUAACAUUCACAGUUUGGUGUAUUCUGAUUCGGUAGAGAGAUUCCACAUUUCUGCAUUUCUCUUAUUUGUCUUGGCUCAAAAUAUUCGGGAGGCUGAAGGUCCUUGGUUUGAGAGUUUUCUUUUUAAUGCUUUGAUGGUUUUCUUCUGUGAGAUGUUAAUUGACAUCAUAAAGCAUUCAUUUCUAGCCAAAUUCAAUGACAUAAAGCCCAUUGCAUACUCCGAAUUUCUUGAAGAGCUCUGCAACCAGACUUUGAAUAUUCAAACGGAGAACAGGAAAAGAAAUCUUACUUUUGCUCCUCUAGCGCCAGCAUGUGUGGUAAUCCGAGUACUGACUCCAGUAUAUUCUGCUCGCCUUCCAUGCUGUCCUCUGCUAUGGAGGUUCUUCUGGAUGAUCCUCUUAUUCGCUGUAACCUACGUAAUGCUUACAAGUCUAAAGGUAAUGAUUGGCAUGGGCCUACAGAAGCAUGCCACCUGGUACGUGAAUAGGUGCAGAAAGAGAAAACGCCAUCUUCACAAUGAUUAAAAUACUAAAAUAACUAUAGAGAACCACUUCACGAGCAUUUCUCAUGGUCAUCACUAGACAGCGUAAGCUAAACCAGCCAAUCCAUUUGAGUUUCACAGGGGUAAUAUUUCUAUUCCCUUCAAUUUUGUUACAACUUACAAAACGAAAUAUCAUUCUGUGAUGUAUAGUACUCUUCCAAAUUUUUACAGUAGAAAGCGCCUGCCUAUUUCUUUGCC
This is a messenger RNA of Jatropha curcas, 2313 nucleotides long. It is a transcript of the gene POD1, whose product is annotated as POLLEN DEFECTIVE IN GUIDANCE-like protein. The record is from RefSeq and is a predicted model, not a curated record. NCBI's taxonomy places the organism in Eukaryota, Viridiplantae, Streptophyta, Magnoliopsida, Malpighiales, Euphorbiaceae. Gene Ontology annotation, cellular component: endoplasmic reticulum membrane.